AUGACUUUGAUUUUCCCAAUUGUGACGGAUAACCAAAAAGCCGUGCUGGGCGUGGCUAUAACUUUUACCAUCUUGGCUGUCACCGCCGUGUGCUUGCGCCUGCUCGCUCACCACAUCGCGCGCAAGAGAUGGACCCCAAGUGAUUAUUUCAUAAUUACUGCUUGUACCUUCGCCGUAGGCCUCGAGUCCAUCACCAUCACCGGGGUAGUACAAGCCGGGAUCGGCUACGGCCACACAGUGUCCAUUGUGGAGGCUUAUGGGGAGGAGCCUAUCACGAAGUUGCUACAACUGAUUAUCCCACUACAAUUUACAUGGGUCCUGAGCCUGAGCUGCACCAAAAUCUCCAUCCUGUGCCUUUAUCUCCAGAUCUUUCCAGUGACUUGGGUUGUGUGGGUUUCUUGGACUACAAUCGUAGUCAUUGUGGUCUGGGCCAUUGCAACAAUACUCGCUGGGUUUCUGGUCUGCCGGCCAUUUGCUUAUAACUGGGACCAGACUAUCCCAGGGGGGUCAUGCGGAAACCAAGUCACCUCUUUCACGGCGACGGGAGUCAUCAAUCUUCUCACCGACGUGGCCGUGCUUCUGAUCCCCAUGCCGCUACUUUACCGACUACAGAUGCCUACCUACAAGAAAGUGGCUUUAAUUGCUGUCUUCGGCUUGGGGAUAAUCACCUGCGUCGUCAGUAUCAUGCGCAUUGCCGCACUCUCUACGAUGAGCUUCACGGACAUUACCUAUAGCCUGCCCCGCGCCAAUAUCUUCAGUGGCGUUGAGCCCUGUCUUGCAGUUGUCACUGCUUCGAUCCCCUUGAUGCGUCCUUUGCUAGGGCGCUCUGUAUACACACCCGAGUCCUCGACCCGGCCGUCCAAGUUGUCAGGUUCAUCUCCCAGAGCUGGUCUCACUGCCGGCAACGGAUCUCAGCCAAUGGAUGAUGAAACGAGCCAGCUAUGGAUGCGACCGAUAGGGACAAAUCCAGAGGUUGAUAUCGAGAUACAGAAGUCUGAUUCGUUGGGGGAUCUGAGCGUUAGGAGUGAAGAAACAGUCGGAAGCAGUCAAUCCAGGCGAAGACUAGAGUGA
Molecule: messenger RNA, 1071 nt
Organism: Penicillium longicatenatum
Lineage: Eukaryota; Fungi; Ascomycota; Eurotiomycetes; Eurotiales; Aspergillaceae
Product: putative integral membrane protein
Exons: 3
Coding region: 1-1071 (356 amino acids)
Source: RefSeq, a predicted model, not a curated record